AUGGUGAGACCAAGUAAAGAAACAGUUCGUUUUUUCACCAUGCCGUCAGGUGCGCGAACUAAUGAACAAUAUCAGUAUAAACUAUCAACAGCUGAGCAAAUCGAAGAGUUACGAAAAAAACGCGAUCUCUUAGCUGGUAGUCAAGAAGCGUAUACCGAACAAGUCGAUUUACAGACAGAUAAAAACAAACGAAAGAUCGCACAAUUACAAAAGGAGAACAAAGAAAAACGACAAAAGCUAAAAGAAUUACUCGAGGGCGAUGAAAAAGUAUUAAAUGAAGCAUUCAGCGGUCGAAAAGAAGAACGUGCCGCAUUGAAAAAUAAAUCCGGACAAGCAGCAAUUGAAUUAACCAAUCAGCAACUAGGUGAUUUGAAGAAUCGUUACAACUCACAUCGACAUACCAAUGAGUCCAAGAGAAAACAGCUUGCCGAACUUCAGACACGUUAUCAACAAAUGGUCCAAGACGCCGAGGAAGCCGUUCUAACCGAUGCUGGUGAAUCCGAGACGGCAGCUCGUCUUCGUCAGCUCGAAAAUCGUCUGGAUAAAGCUGAAUUAAAAUGUACAGAAGCAGUGACCAUUCAACGAACAUACAAUCAGAUCAAAGCUCAUUUGAUUCAAGAAAGUUUAACAUAUGCUAAUCGUCUCGAUGCUAUCUCAAUGCAGAUUCGUCGUACACAGCAAGAACUGCAAGAAGCUCAACGUAACUCUCUCGAAGCUGAACUAGCACAGAAAAACGCCAAGAAUGAAUUGAAGAAAAGCGAAGAUAAAGUCUAUCGUGAGCGCAAAGAACGUGAACUUCGUUUGAAUGAGUUGAAAGCUGAAGCCGAAGAAAAGAAAUUACAUGCUGAACGUGUUGAUCGUCGUGCCUUACAACGUCCAAGUAGCCCGCAAGAAGAUUCCAAAGAUAAACUCUCCGAACAGGAUCAGUCAAAAGUUGACAUGUACGAAAACGCUUUCAUUCGCAUCAAAGAAGCGACGGGUGCCAGUACUAUGCAGGAAGUGGUGGACCGAUUCUCCACUCAAGAUAGUACAACAGAACAUUUAGAGAGAAUGAAACAGGAUGCCGAACAGAAUGUAGCGAAAUUGCGUGAUGAAAAAGCUCGUCUCAAUAAAGAAUUCGAAGAAAUGAAAUACAGUGGUGAAGCGAAAACGUCCAGUGGUCAACGUAUUCUCGAACAAGCUCAAGAAAAACUUGAUGAAAGCGAAAAACGUCGUGAUGAUAAUGCGAUCAAAAUGGAGAAGACAAUGAAGAAAAUGGUCGAAGUCAAAUCGGGUAUUGAACAUUUAGCAGAUAAAUUACAUCAUUUGAAAGGCACGAAGAGUCAGGUACCAACAACAGUCAUCUCGCCUCAAUCAAAUGAUUAUGUCUUGGAUUUACUUGGUACAACAGAAGAGAAACUGGUUAAGCUGAUCGAAGAGCUCGAAACGAAAGACUUAGAUGGCACAUUGAAAGAAAUGCGACAAUUAGAUCUUCAAUAUGCUGGCGACGGUAAACUACCUGCCUAUAACACACGUAUAAAUCCACCUUCAGCAGCCAAAGGAAACAUAUAUGGCGACGAUGACAAUGCUGGCGAAGACAAUCCGGAAUGUCAAUCACGUGAACGUAUUAAGAUGAUUGGUGAAGAUUUGAUUGGCCUGAAGACCAAGCGCAUGAAAAAACCAAAAGGAAAGAAAUAA
Messenger RNA from Adineta ricciae, 1677 nucleotides. NCBI's taxonomy places the organism in Eukaryota, Metazoa, Rotifera, Eurotatoria, Adinetida, Adinetidae. The record is from the annotation of a GenBank genome assembly.